CUGCAUUCUUAUUUCAAAUUUCCGAACGCGUGCAGCGCUACGCAACGUUUUACUGUGGGGUUUUUUUUUUUGCUGUUGAAGAACGUCACAUCUUUAAUUUUAGCCAUGUGGAAGAUGUUGGGUCUGACUGCCCUGCCACAUGUUGGUGGGAUCCUUGGAGGCUAUAUCACCAGAAAGGAGGUGAAGACGUGGUACACCACUCUUAACAAACCGUCAUGGAGGCCACCCAACUCGGCUUUUGGAAUCGUAUGGACGACUUUAUACACCGGCAUGGGAUAUGGUUCUUACCUGGUGUAUAAAGAGCUAGGAGGCUUCACAGAAGAUGCUGUGGUCCCACUGGGACUCUAUGGCCUGCAGCUAGCACUAAACUGGGCAUGGACUCCUAUCUUUUUUGGGGCACACAAGAUUAAACUGGCACUCAUUGAGCUUGUCGUGCUGACAGGGACAGUGGCUGCCACCAUGGUGUCCUGGUACCCAGUGAACCGCACUGCAACUCUCCUCAUGACUCCAUACCUGGCCUGGCUCUGCUUGGCCACCUCGCUCAACUACUGUAUCUGGAGGGACAACCCUGAUACCAAAAAAGACUAGGCAGGACAAAUAUGAAAUUACCAUGCACUUAAAGGCACAUUUGACUUAGUAACAUUACUACAACUAUGCCUGUAACCAUAUUUAGUUCAAUAUAUGAAUGAAAUCAUGUCAGCUGCUUGAGUGGAUGAAUUUUAAACAUGAGGAUAAUCAAUAUACUAACAUCUCAACUGGCUUUGUAAAAAAAAAAAAAAAAUUUGAUUUUUCAAUAAAAAACAGACCCAUGCAACUAUAAUGGGGGUGGGGGGAUUUGGGGGGAGCUAAAAUUAUUGUUUGCAUUGCUUUUUUCCAAGAUAAAAAUUGCCUGCUUGCCUCCUCCCACAAUCAAUACUUUUGGCCAUUUCACACUCAGACAAGGCGUGUUUCAAAAUGGCGUGAAAUGACCUUUAUCUCACAUGAACAUACUGUCUGGUGGGUGCCAAACUGUGAGUGUGUUCACUUAACCAUGUAUGCUAUCUACACUGUGUGUUGGAGUGAAGACUGAAAGCACAUAUUUAGAAUAAUUUUGCCUUAGUUUAGAAACAAUUGGCCUUAUUCAUCAACUCUUGUUAAGAAGAAAUUUCUUAAAUUCCUCAUAAUUUUCAUGAAGGUUUUGACAUUCAACAAACUGAAUUUGGUAUUGCUCUUAAGUAAGAACAGAAUUUAUGCAUGCUAAAGAAUACGCUUGUGUACAUUUGAGUGCUGACAGGCUUGUGAUAAACUGUGUUAUAACGCAGUCCAACUCUCCCAUCACCAAUCAUGAUCUUGAAGGAAUAAAUGUUUUGACAUGGCAUAAGCCUAUUAAAAUGAUGCCUUCGCAAAUGCAUGUCAUAAUAAAAGCAAAAGGUGGUCCAAUGAAA
Clarias gariepinus (North African catfish) is the source of this 1424-nucleotide messenger RNA. It is a transcript of the gene tspo, whose product is annotated as translocator protein. Gene Ontology annotation, cellular component: mitochondrial outer membrane. The coding region runs from base 106 to 588 and encodes 160 amino acids. Lineage: Eukaryota; Metazoa; Chordata; Actinopteri; Siluriformes; Clariidae. The transcript is spliced from 4 exons. The record is from RefSeq and is a predicted model, not a curated record.